AUGGACACUCCGCCAUAAAACAAUUCAAAAUAUAAUGUGGAUGAUGAUUUCAGACAUGAUAUUUGCCAAAGAAUCUAUACGAAGGCAGGAAGUAUAAUACCAAACAAUUAAUAGAAAUGACUCAUGGUCAAAACUAGUAAGCUAAAUAAUUUUCAGAGAAGGAUUAACUCUAAAAGAUGCAAAAAGAUUUAAGGGAUAAAUUGAAAUACAUCGAAGAAACUAAUUGGAUGUUUGAAGGAUUAAACAAUGUCAAUGAUAAUUUUUGA
Messenger RNA from Paramecium octaurelia, 266 nucleotides. The record is from the annotation of a GenBank genome assembly. Lineage: Eukaryota; Ciliophora; Oligohymenophorea; Peniculida; Parameciidae.